Messenger RNA from Aplysia californica (California sea hare), 8288 nucleotides. RefSeq names its product NFX1-type zinc finger-containing protein 1. Gene Ontology annotation, molecular function: helicase activity. The transcript is spliced from 4 exons. The coding region runs from base 1501 to 7308 and encodes 1935 amino acids. Gene Ontology annotation, cellular component: nuclear RNA-directed RNA polymerase complex. Lineage: Eukaryota; Metazoa; Mollusca; Gastropoda; Aplysiida; Aplysiidae. Gene Ontology annotation, biological process: regulatory ncRNA-mediated heterochromatin formation. The record is from RefSeq and is a predicted model, not a curated record.
AAGUGACAGCUUUUACUCCUUCCAUGAAGGGAAAACCGGCUGUCCCCUGACUCAAAUUUACUAAUGAAUCUGAUUUACAGCAUGCACUGGGUACAGACUUUUUGUUCUGAAUUUCAGGAGGGGUGGGGCACAGCGUGUUAAAGUAUAUCUUUAUUUUUGGAAUUAAUUUUUCAAAGUUUCUUAGCUCCUUUACCAGGUGUUUGAUAAGUGAAGGUUAUCUUUUAGAAUCUUAAAUUAUUGCCUGACCAAGCCCUUGUCUUUAUCAACUAAAGUACAGCAAUGCUAUCUCGAACAUGUUGGGGGUUGGCAAAAUGUUUUUGACAUCUGUAAUUCGAGUAAACCAUGAUAAAGAAUAAUAUGAGAGAUAUAUUGAAGAAAAUCAAGGAAAGCUACUGAGACGGUUAUAAUGGUUGGAAAAAUAAAUCACUUCCAUCUUGAAAAGUACCCUGUAUCCGCGUUACAGAUAAAAUGAUAGAGUGAUGGACAGCGAUUUGAAAUCAAGACUACUGCAAGGAAAAAUUUGAUGAGGCUUUUUGAGAUAAGCUGCAGGAUGAUAGAUUCAUGCAGGUGUUUGAGAAAACAGUGCUGCCUAUGGGAAAAAAAUAUAACGGUUAUUUUGGGGAAUGGCAUAGGGCCUAUAUUCUUUCAGCUGUUUGUGAUUUUGAGUUAUCUGGGUCUUAGUGUACCAAGGGAUAUGUUGCCUAAAUCUUCACUAGUAACUCUCAAGUGAUACAAAUCAUCAUGCUGUUCAUCCUUCAAGAUACCGAAACAAAAGGAAAAAAAUACGAGAAUAUACUUGUGUCGUCUGCGGGCCAGAUAGAGGCAUCGCCAGUGUGCUGUUUUUCUAUUUUUAUGACACACCAUCUGUUCUGUGUGACUGUUCGGUAGAUUAAGCAAGAUGACAAUGUUGAAGAGAAAUCAAAUAACAUGCAUAUAGACUAAAAUAUUAAUCAAACUAGAUCGUGAAACAAAGUGAAAUGAAACUAACAUAAAGUUUGUGAUAUGAUAUUGUAAAAUGCAAGCUCAAAAUCAGUUUCUCCUGGUAUCUUCAUAUCGACAAACUGAAAGUUUUCACUUUUUCACCUCAACAAUAAAUCUAGCUAUCAUACAUUAAAUAACAGCAAACAGCAAAUAAAUGUUGCAGCUUUUACUCUUCAAAGUUCUUAUACACAGUUUUGUUUCUGAGCAAUACCAUGUAAUAAUACAACUGUCACUGGCUGGGAAAUUGUUUGCCUACUUUCAGUUUCAGUUUCAGUUUAUGAAUGCAGUCAGCAAUGUUUAAAGAAACCAUGUACUGCUUUUAAAGCUGUGUUGCAAGCAGUUAUCAAGACAACUUGUUACCUGCCUUGAACUAUGAGUGACAGUGAUUCAGUACGGUCUUCUCAUUCAAAUUCGAAGGGGAAAGAAAAACAAAGAGCAAAUAAUAAGAGUGAUAGUCAAGUGUUAAAUGGCUUGAGUUUCGGAAAACAAGAAACUCCGAGAAGGAAGACAAAAUAAGCAAUGCAGCCUCAAUCAGCGUCAGAGAAAUAUGCCGCAUCUGGGGCAAGGCCCAAACUCUACCAAAAUGCGACUCAAAACAAAUUUCAAAGCACUUCCUCAGACAAAAUGAGUCAAAAUUCCGCGAGGCCAUUUCCAAGAAAGGAUGGUUCAAAUUUUGGUUUUGACAGUCGUCCACCUGUUACAGAUGAGAAGAAAUACGAUGGCUCACGGGGUCGCCAAAGAGGUCCUUCUACUCCUUGCUUUGUUGGUUACAAAAAAUUACAACAAUGGGCUGACUGUGACAACAGUUCUAUUUUGGUGCUUGACAUCUCAAACAAUCUUGGAGGUUUGUGCACUCUUCUUCAAAAAACAGAAAUAAGGCAUGAUUGGAUGGCGUUUCUUAUUGCUAUCUUAAAGAAUAUUUUAUAUUCGCCAUCUCAGUCAAGCUCAAAGUACUAUAUUUUGAAAAGUGUGUGUGAGUCUCGCUUUUUUGAUGUGCACCUGAAAAAAUUUGUCAAUAGCAUUGGCGAAAGAGUCACCAGUGGUCAUGCAUAUGGAUAUUUCAGCAAACUUUUGGACAUUAUUGACUUCGUCUUACAAUUCCUACCAGAAUACAAAACCAAAUGCAACAGACUUCUGCAACUAAUGUUGGAUGCUGGGAAGCAAUUGAAUGUAUUGCGUGAAAGGGAGACAUUGACUUUGAGAGCUGAGAAAUUCUUUCAGCUGUCAGCAAUAGCUGUUGAACCACAGUAUCUGGUUCCUCAAUCCAAACUUUCAAAAUUAUUGCCCUACCCUGAUGAAGCUCAACCACCUGAUGACUACAGAGAGCUUAGAUUGUUUCCAGACACAGAUGAAUUGGAGUGUACAGCUGAACCCUUUCUGAGGGCAAACAAGACCUCAGGACCAUACCGUGACUUAAGGCACUAUUUAGAUGUUCAUGCUAGACUUUUGAAAGAGGAUUACUUGGAACCUGUAAGACUAGGUUUGCAAGAAUACAAGUCCAAUCAUGCACUGGGCAAGGUGAAAGAAAAUGAUCUUCGUUUUUACUACGAUGUUCAGCUCGUGGAUAUGGGCUAUAAUUCAAAUGAAGGUAUAACUCAUUAUGUCUCUUUCAGACGCUUUGAAGGCAAGGAUGAGGAUUUUAAUUGGGAACAGUCCAAAAGGCUACUGUUCGGAUCUCUUUUGUGCUUUUCCAAGGACGAUUUUCAAACAACAAUCUUUGCAACUGUUGCUGGGAGAGACAGAGUGGCGCAAGGUAUCUUGGAGGUUAUCUUCCAAAAUAACUUGGAAGAGGUGUUUACUUCAUCUGAGCAAGAUGCGUAUGUCAUAGGCGAAACAACUGCCUACUUCAUGUCAUAUAGGCAUGUCCUUGAGGGUCUUCAGGAAAUGAAUCAGCUCCCAUUGGAGAGGUAUAUCCUGUUUUGCUCUCAAGAUGUUGACCCUCCAGAGUACUUUCUACCAGACCAACAGUAUGACCUAGGUUGCUUAUUUCCUGCACCACAUCGAGAAUUUCUUGUUUCACCUUUACAGAUUAGGAGACUCUUGACUUUUGCUGAUGACUCAGAGCUAAAUGAAUCUCAAUUGGAGGCAUUAGAAAUAGCCUUGACCAGAGAAAUGGCUGUCAUUCAGGGUCCUCCUGGAACAGGAAAGACUUUUGUUGGUUUGAAAAUCAUGAAUGUACUCUUGGCCAGUCAAAAGUUGAGUGAGUCCUUGGAGAGCAAAGGGCCAAUUCUUGUUGUUUGCUAUACAAAUCAUGCUCUAGAUCAGUUUUUAGAGGGUGUCCUUGAUUUCUGUCCAAGUGGAAUUGUGAGAAUUGGUGGCAGGAGUCACAGUGAAACGUUGGCAGAAUUUAACCUGAAAGAACUUAGAGGAAAAACUGAGAUCAACAAAAGCACUAAAGGUCAUGUAGGAAGACUAUUGAGGUCCUGUUCUGAAAAGUUAAAAAAGAUCAGUCGUCUGCUGAAACGAUCCUGGCAAGAGUUGCUACGCACUGAAACGACCAUUCUUACUGGUACAGACCUGCAGGAAGAAAUGAGUUCCGUCCAUUUCGAGUCUCUGAAUAACCCUCAGAGGCUUACGGAGAGUAACACUCAUGCGUUAAGUCAGUGGCUCAAGGCAGCAAGCGCAAAUAUGGAGAAUCAUUUGAGGAAAGUAGCUAAACGCCACCUUGCCAAGGCAAUUGCCAGCCAGAAAUGUCCUGUACCAGCAGACGAUUCCAAGCUUAUCAGUAAGAAAAUUGCUUUGAAAACAGGAGUUUUGGAUCGGUUCAAAAUAUAUCAUGGCUGGCUGGCCAAAUACAAACAAGCCUUGGAGGCUGAAAAUAUGGAGCAUGAGGAAAAUUCUGAUCAAUUUUACAGUCUUCUAGACAAUUUUGGUGAGGCCAGCAGUGGUAUACUCCCAGAUAACGUACUAAUAAAGUAUAUGUCCAAUGAAGGUGUCCUUGAAUCCAUAAAGGCUUGCGUGAAAGCAGAAAAUAAUGUAAUUGAGGAUGAUGAAAGGAUUGUACAACAGUGGAUGCUUGGUGUUUUGAAGAGGACUGAUCAACUUUUAGAUGCCAUAGAAAGUCUCAACCCUGUCAAGACCAGUGAUACCAACAAAAUUUCUGAGGAUGAAGAGUCACAUGCACAAUCACGGUGGACAAUUGGGGAUAGUGAUGACAGUGAUGAUGAUGAUGAUGAUGCUGAUGAGAUCAACUUAUACACAACAGGUCUUGAAGACAUUGAUGAGGGUGGGAAUUUGGAAAGGUUGAAAUUUAAAGAACUUGAACAAUUGUUUAAGGAGUCAGAAAGUAGAGACAUAUUAUUGUUGCAGAGAGCAAAAAUGCUAGGAAUGGACGUAACAGAACAUCCAGAUGAAGAAGAAAAUGAGUGGAAAAUGACAAAUACCAUGUCAUACAGCAAAGUCUUUCAGCUUUACCAAGGUGCCACAGAUAUUUCAGAGGUAGAGGUCUCACAGAUCACUGAUGUCUGGAACAUGCCCCUCCCCGAUCGAUAUAGUUUGUAUAAAUAUUGGGUCAACUUUAAGAGACAAAAGCUUCUAGGGAGUAUAUUGGCAAUGACUAAGGAGUACAACAUGUUAUUGCAGCGGAAAAGGGAAGCCAAAAUUCUCAAAGAUGUGGAGAUUUUGAGAAAAGCUCGAGUUAUAGGCAUGACAACUACUGGGGCAGCUAAGAAUCGGAAGGUCCUGCAAGAGGUUGGGUGUCCUAUCAUUGUGAUUGAGGAAGCUGCAGAAGUGCUCGAGGCGCACGUUGUCACAACUCUCAAUGAGAAGUGUGAGCAUUUGAUUUUGAUUGGAGAUCACCAACAGUUACGUCCGAAUCCAACUGUUCAUCGCCUUGCUGUUCGUUUCAACCUGGAAGUCUCUCUUUUUGAACGGAUGGUUAAAAAUGAAGUGCCCCAUGUGUUAUUAGAUGAGCAACACAGAAUGCGCCCUGAAAUUUCAUCCUUCAUGCGCUAUAUAUAUCCAGGGCUAAGCGAUCAUGAAUCUGUACUUUGCUAUGAUUCUAUUGAGGGAAUCAAAUCUAAUAUUUUCUUCAUUCACCAUGCUGAUGAAGAAAGAGAAGUUGAAGAUACGCACAGCAAAGCCAAUCAGCAUGAAGCAGAAUUCCUGACUGCGCUUUGUGACUACAUUCUCAAACAUGGCUACCUUGCGAGCCAGAUCACAAUUUUAGCUGCAUAUGGUGGACAAGUUCAGCUUAUAAGGGAUACCAUGGAACUUACUUUAGGGAUUUCUUCAGAUGUGUAUGUAACGUCAAUUGACAACUACCAAGGAGAGGAAAAUGAUAUUAUACUUCUUUCUCUUGUGAGAAGUAACAGAGAAAGCAAGGUGGGUUUCCUGAAAAUCAGCAACAGAGUGUGCGUGGCUCUGUCAAGAGCGAAGAAAGGUCUCUAUGCUAUUGGCAAUUUUGCAUCGCUUAAAUCAAGCAGUGACCUUUGGAGGAACAUCAUGUCUGAAGCUGAACUUAAAGGGAUGACAGGCCCUUUUUUGCCACUGUACUGUGUGAAUCACAAGCAACAUAUAACAUAUGUAACAACUGCUGGGGAUUUUGAGAAGGAUGUACCAGAAGGCGGCUGCAACAGGAAAUGUGAAUUUGAGUUACCUUGUGGUCACGUGUGUGAUCGAAUGUGUCAUGCCAGUGAUAGAUACCAUUCUGGUACACUGUGCUUCCAACCUUGUCGGAGGACUUGCCCUCAAGGCCAUCUGUGUGAGAAGAACUGCAAUGAGGACUGUGGAAACUGUGAGUUCCGAGUUCUAAAGACAAUACCGCUUUGUGGGCAUGAUGACUAUGUACCUUGCCACAUGGAUGUUGAAACAGCUGUUUGCUCCCGGAGUUGUGACAUUCAGCUUGAAUGUGGGCACCCUUGUCGAGGAAGCUGUGGACAGUGUUUUAUAGAUGGACACCUCCCUUGUAAUGAAAAGGUUGAAAAAGAGUGGCCAUGUAAACACAAGAGCAUAGCAGAAUGUCACAUAGAUGUACUGGAGGAUCCGUGUCCCGCAAAGUGUGGCGAGAAGCUGAUUUGUGGACACAGAUGCAAAGGUACUUGUGGUGGGUGCUUGGGAGGACGUGUUCACAGAGCUUGCGACAGUGAAUGCAAGAAACUUCUUCUUUGUGGACAUCCGUGCAAAGGAAAAUGUGGAAUGAAAUGUCCUCCAUGUUCAUCACGCUGCCUGAACUCAUGCCGGCAUGGGGGGUGUAGCAAAGUUACCUGUGGAGAACUGUGUGAUCCAUGCAUGGAGAAUUGUUUCUUGUCUUGUAAACAUGAACCCUGUGAUAAGCAUUGCCAUGAGGAGUGCAAAAAGAAGACUCCUUGCAACAAACUGUGCAAAAAGCUAGUUCCUAAUUGUCAGCACAGGUGUGCGUCAUGGUGUGGAGAAGAAUGUGUUUGUCGUUUGUGUGAAAAGGACAUGUUCUAUCUUCUUGACACUUCAAGCAGGAGAAAACCAAAGUAUGAAGUAGCUCAUCACAGAAAAGAAAUGGCUGCUAAGAUAAUACAGGAGGAUGGUGUUGUCCUUAUGAAAGUUCCCAGGUGUAACCAUGUCUUUACAAGCCGACAGCUAGACCACCAUGUUGAAAACUUUGAUCCAACUGGCACUAGUUUCAUUCGAUGUCCUGUGUGUCGAACCACCCUCCAUGGCAUUUGGCGCUAUGAUGCUCGAAACAAAGCUAGAACAGAAAGACGAGAGAACCUCAAAAAGGCACUGAUUGACUCUAUGAAAAUUUCAAAUGACAAAAUAAGGAAAAUGUGGCAGUCAAAAGCACUUGUUGAGGACUUUUGUAAGGUGGAUGAGGGAGAGUUUUUAUCUUCGAAACCGGAGCAAAUUGAUGUCAAUCAUGCUCACACCUUGACUUUACAAAUUCGGGCCGCAUACGUGUUGCAGAGGAUCAUAAAGUUCCAUGAAAGUUUCAAUUCUUCCAAGGUGGUACAUUUUGGAAAAUGGAAAACUGCCAUUCGAGCAAUAAGUAACAUGACAGGCCAAUUGAAGAGUGAACUGGAGCUUGAGUUGUGGCGACUUCUUUUUAUUGAACAGUUGUUGGCCUUGAAAAUGUUUGUACAGGAAAUGGAAGUCUCUGUUCCUGAUGACCUGAAAUCUCAAAAUAAGAAUUUGAUAAUUAGCUUUGGUAAAACCAAAUUGAACAGAGAAGGAAAAAUAAAAUUUCAAGCAACAGUUAAGGAAAUGUUCAGUCUCUUAGAGAAAGCUCCAGCAUACAAAGGCUACAGGCAGUACAUUGAACAAGCCAAGGAUGAAGUCUGCAUCGUGGAAAAAGUCCUUAACAGUCCUGACUUGGAAGACUUAAGCACAAUUGUUGCAAGGAAAGACAGCAGCUGAACUGGUGUCUCAUGGCUUUUCUCACCUCCAACUUCGAGUUGUGGCCCUGAGAGUACAUACUUUACUUACUUUCUUCUUCUGCUUGUAAUGGUGGGUGACACGGGGAGAUACAGACGUCUGUCUGCAGCAAGGCGAGUGGCCUGUUGGAGGGACUUCCAGUGAGCUCUGAGGGUGUCUGCCCAAAGAGUAACGCGUGAAAAAAUUACUUGCGCUCAAGUCGAGCUGGUUGUGCUGUGAUCACAAGUACACUGAGAAUGUUUUAGCCCUAUGGUCAGAGUGUGAGUUUUUGUUUUUAUGCUCUUUUUUAAGUGUAUUGAAAUCUGGUGGCUUUUGUUUUUAUUUUUUUAUCCAUGUCUUUUAAAGUGAUUCAUGUCUUUUUGCUCUUUAAAAAAAAUUCAUGUUUGAAAUCUGGUGUUUUUGUUGGUUUUUAAAAAAAAUCCAUGUCUUAUAGUGUGAGUUCAUGUCUUUAUAUGCUCUUUUUUUAAUGCAUAUAUAUAAACUGAAAUUUGGUGUUAUUUAUUUUUUUUAAACAUCGAUGUCAUAUAGUGUGAGUUCACGUCUUGCUCUUUUCAUGAUGAAAUCAGGUGUAUUUUUUAAAACAUCCAUGUAUUAUAGUCAAUUUUGUCUCUCUAUAUAUGCUUGUAUUAAUGUUAAAAUAUGGUGUUUUUCUUUGAGUACAUUUAUGUAUUGCAGUGUGAGUCCAUGUCUUUCUGCAAUUUUUUCAAAUAUUGAAAUGUCAUAUUUUUCUUUGACAACAUAUUAAUAGUUGGUAUACCAUUUGCUGUUGAUAAAUGUUAGAGCCAUUAUAGUCAAUACCCUCAUUCAUCAUGAAAACAAAGACCAGCUGUUACCUAACUCGUAUACUACUAUUAACCCUUAUUCCAGAGGGAAAGAGAUGGAAUUCAGACAAGAAUUGUGGUGACUUUGGCAUCAAACUUUUAGCUGUAUCAUGUAGACCUAUUUGUUAAAAAAAGAGAAAA